GGCGCUUAAGAAUUAUAAAAGGCUCCGAGCCUCCUCAACUAUUGCCCUUGAUUCUCAUCGUCCCAUUUGUAUCGAUUCCACGCAGAAAAUACGCGUUCUACCCUUCUUCAGCAGAUCAAAAUGCAUAACCGGCGUAGCAACACUGAACUGGCUUUAGUUCCUAUCGCCCCUAUUAACCCUGUUGCUGUUUUGAGUGACCGCGGAUCAAUCGCGGCAGCUAUUGCGGGCCUUCUUCCCGUGGUGAACGAGGGUUUUGUGCUUCUUAGAGACGUAUUCCUUGCUGACAGAAAGUCGCGCUUCUAUCUUGGGAGGAUCGAACUCCAAAGGACGAUCACGCAAGCUUGGGAAGAGACGUGGGUAGAUCCUCAUGGACUACCCGAGCAAGAGCUUCAGGGAUUUGCUGGAGCAAGACCACUUUUGGCUUGGGGAAUACUCCAGCAGCUGGUGCUCCUACUCCAGACGCUCACAAACCCAGAAAAGCUCAAGUCAAGAUACGGUAUUGUGGUUGAAAAGCUCGGCUCUCUGCAAAGAGCCGACGAUAUCGCUAUCGAGAUGAACAAUAUCUCGGAUUAUCUCUAUACCAUCGACAGCCGUUUCUCUUCAAAAGACCUGGGGAAAUUCGAAGAGUACCGACUCCGGCUCCUGGGACUUCUCCAGAGCAUUCGCUUCACCCUCUGGGGCGGGAGCUCCGAGAUGGAGGAGCUGAUAGAGCGAAUGAAGGAGUUUAAUCGGAACCUGCAGCUGUUCACCGCACCGGACACGAGAGAUGUCGUCCAGCGACUGGUUUUCCAGCUGGCCGUCAAGGACGUCGGGAGAGAUACGGACCGUACGAAGCGGUUGGAAGAGGCGGCAAGUUACGAGGCAAAGCAGUCGAUCGACCUUGGAGAAAGAGAAAGCUAUGAUGAUAUCGCAAAGUUUGUAAACUUCGGCAUGGCCAUCCAGGUCGCAGAUGCCAACAUGUCGGGCAAGAAGAUCUUCCGCCUCGACGACUUCUCUUUCGACGCCCCCUACUACCUCAACAAGCACGCCACCCUGGCUCGCCUUUUCGACUACCCUACCAAGUAUCAGUCCCGGCUGGUGCUUGUCGAAUGGGUGAGUGUCGGAAGGGGAGCCCCCAGCACCACCGACGCCAUCCUGGAAGCGCUGGACGAGACCAAGGUGACCUGGUACAUCUUGCACGCCGUGAAGCCCGAGAAGCUUUUCCUACCAGCCACCAUCGGGAUCAUCUUCGACGAGUCGAAUCCGGGAACCAUCGGGAUCGUCUUCCAGCUGCCGCCACAUAUCCGCGGAAACCUGCCCACGAAGCCCGUCCUCGGCAGACCCGGCCACCCCGGCGGGCGAGUUGUGCGCUCGCCCAAGACCAUCGCCGCGCAGCGGAUGCCCACCAACCUGCGGCAGCUCAUCCUCGAGCGCGAGCCCAAGGGCAUCGACCUGGGAAUCCGCUUCCAACUCGCCAAGCGGCUCCUCGACGCCGUCUACCUGAUGCACACCGCCAGGUUCACCCACGGAACAAUCCGCCCCGACACAAUCCUCCUCUUCCCCUCCACCCUCCCCCCAACCAGCAAUGACCCCAACACCGACCCCGACCCAGACCCCACCACCCUCGACUACAGCACCCCCCUCCUAACCGGCUUCCACAACGCGCCCCUCUGCACCGCCCACACCCCCCCACCCCCGCCCACCCCAACCUGGACCCAACCCGAAGGCCUCAAACCCAUCCUCAAGAAACCGCACCGCCCUCCCCCCCAGCCCGAACCGCGCGAGGUGCUGCUCGAUUGCUACGCGCAUCCGGAGUAUCGGCUAAACACCAUGGCGGGGCGGCGCGGGAGUUUGGGAAGGGGGGGAUUUUCGCGAGUGUAUGAUCUGUAUGGGGUGGGGUGUGUUCUGCUGGAGUUGGGGUUGUGGGAGACGCUGGAUCGGGUUGGUGGCGGGGAGGUGGCGGGGAGGGCGCCGGUUGUUGGUGCCGGUGGUGUUAUUGGGGGUGGGGGGGUUGGGGAGGAGGGGGUGUGGAUGGAUGUGGAGACGGUGAGGAGGGCGGCGAGGGGGUUGGAUGUUAUUACUGGGUCGGUUUAUGCAGAGGUUACGAGGAUGUGUCUGUCGACGGCCCCCAUCCCAGGGGAUGUCUUGGAGUAUGAGAGGCGGCUGGCAGCCAUGUUGGCUCAAAUUGCGGCGUGAUGUGGGGAGGUUUGGUUGACUUUUUAGAGCACUGUAGGGUUUUAACUACAGUUGUGUUGGAGGAAGACGGAAGACAAGAU
Chaetomium fimeti is the source of this 2255-nucleotide messenger RNA. RefSeq lists its product as uncharacterized. The transcript has 5 exons. The record is from RefSeq and is a predicted model, not a curated record. Bases 121 to 2175 code for a protein of 684 amino acids. NCBI's taxonomy places the organism in Eukaryota, Fungi, Ascomycota, Sordariomycetes, Sordariales, Chaetomiaceae.